AUGAAGAUUCCUUGGAUAGUUGGAGGUGAUUUUAAUGCGGUGUUGAAUCCGGAAGAGAGGCUUGAAUAUCGAGGAAAUGCAAAUGAAUUGAUUCCUUUUCAGACCUGUGUGAAUAAAUGUGGUUUAGAAGACGUGAAAUACAAUGGCAGAUUCUUCACGUGGAAUAACAAACAAGAUGGUAAAAAUCGAGUUUAUGCUAAACUCGACAGAUUUUUAGCUACCUCGGAUUGGAUAGACACAUAUUCCACUGCUGAAGUCUCUUUUCUUCCUGAAGGAGACUUUGACCAUUCCCCGGCUCUUUUUACAUUUUGGCAGGAAAAAGUUGCUGGUUCUCAUAUGUAUCAGCUGGUGUUUCUUUUAAAACAGCUCAAAUCUGGCUUGAAGAGUUUGAAUAGGCAAGGCAGGGGUGAUGUAGAGCUUCAAGAGAAGGAGGCCUACCAGCAUUUGUUAAAUAUUCAGCAGCAAUUACAGCUUGAUCCUAGUAAUAGUGAGCUGAUUUUGGCAGAAAUAAAGAGUAGAAAAGAUUUUUCAGUAGCUCACAAGAAUUAUAUCCAAUACCUUAGCCAAAAAGCUAAAGUAGAUUGGAUAAAGUCCGGGGAUGAGAAUACUAAAAUGUUCCACACUAGCUUGAAAGUGAGAAGACAACAGAACACAAUUUAUUCUAUCCGGGACCAGAAUGGAAAUUGGGUGGACAAUCAAGAAGGAGUCAUUAAAGCUUUCCUUGAGUUUUAUGAUUCCUUGCUUGGUACUAAAAUUGAAGGUCGAACAAGGGUGCAUAAAAGAAUUGUCCAGGAGGGAACUUUGAUUAGUCAAAGCCAAGCAAAUUGGCUAGUUCGAGAUUAUACUGGUGAAGAGGUAGAAGCAGCUCUGAAGUCCAUUCCUAAUGAUAAAGCUCCAGGUCCUGAUGGAUAUAACAGUACCUUCUUUAAAGAUACUUGGGAGAUAACUGGUAAGGAGGUUAAAGAGGCCAUUUUAUCUUUUCUUAACACAGGGAAGCUUCUAAAAGAAAUUAAUGCUACCACAGUGACUUUGGUGCCCAAGUCUAUUUGUCCCGAAUUAGUUAGUGACUAUAGACCUAUUGCGUGUUGCAAUGUGAUCUAUAAAAUAGCCACUAAGAUGAUUUGUAACAGACUUAGAGAUAUUCUUCCUGACAUCAUUUCGGAAAACCAAAGUGGUUUUGUGAAAGGAAGGAAAAUUGCUCACAACAUCAUGAUUUGCCAAGAUAUGGUUCGGGGUUAUGAUAGAAGGAGUGCUAAGUCGGCUUGCCUUUUCAAGAUUGAUCUUCAAAAAGCUUAUGAUACUCUUGAUUGGGAUUUUCUUAAAGAAAUGUUAGAAGCUUUGAACUUUCCCCAAAAAUUUGUGGAGUUGAUCAUGAUUUGUGUAACUACUCCUCGGUUCUCUUUUUGCAUUAAUGGAGCUUUACAUGGGUAUCUUCAAUCCAAGAGGGGUUUGAGACAGGGAGAUCCUAUGUCGCCUCUUCAUUUUUAUCUGUCUCGGAUCUUAAAAAAGAUAACAAAAGACAGCAAAUUUCAAUUCCACCCGAGAUGUAAGAGUUUGGCUCUUACUCACCUUUGUUUUGCUGAUGAUCUUCUUUUGUUUUGUAAAGGAGAUUAUGUUUCAGCAACCCUGUUGCUAAGGGGCUUCAAGUUGUUUUCGAAUUCUUCUGGCCUUAAAGCGAAUCUUGGGAAAUCCGCAGUGUAUGGAGCAGGUAUGGACACUUAUUCUUUUGAUAGAAUAGUGGAUAUUUCCGGUUAUCAAAAGAGUUUGCUGCCUUUUAAAUACUUGGGUAUGCAAAUCUGUUCGAAAAUGAUUACAAGGGCUGACUGUGAUUGCUUAGUUGAUAAAAUGACCAAAAGAAUUAAGGUUUGGAGCAGUAGAAAUCUUUCUUAUGCUGGCAGGAUGGUAUUGAUUAAUUUUGUUUUGCUUACCAUAAAUUCUUUUUGGUCUCAAAUUGUUAUCCUUCCUAAGAUGGUUGUUCAAAAGAUUAACCAAGUGUGUCGAGCCUUUCUUUGGAAGGGUAGUGAGAUGCUUAAUGGCCCGGGUAAUGACUCUUGGGAGGAUGUUUGUAAGGAAAAAAAAGAAGGAGGUUUGGGGUUUAAAGAUAUAGCUAUGUGGAAUCUUUGUGCUAUAGGUAAACAUGUUUGGGAUGUCACCAAGAAGAAGGAUAACUUGUGGGUUAAGUGGGUGAAUUCCGUCUAUAUUAAACAUGAUGAUUGGUGGAACCAUAUAGCUCCAAAUGAUGCAAGUUGGUAUUGGAAGCGUAUUGUGCAAACUAAAGAAAAAAUUAGGAAUAUGUUUACUCAAACAGAAUUUCAGCUCUUCAAAUUCUCCAUCCAGGGUCUUUGUAACAAGAUGCAGUCUAUUCAGUUAGAAAGGUGGAAGUACUUCUUGAUUUAG
Molecule: messenger RNA, 2397 nt
Organism: Humulus lupulus (European hop)
Lineage: Eukaryota; Viridiplantae; Streptophyta; Magnoliopsida; Rosales; Cannabaceae
Exons: 3
Coding region: 1-2397 (798 amino acids)
Source: RefSeq, a predicted model, not a curated record